AACAUUUUAAUCGGUUUACUAGGCACAUCGUCAUAAAUAAAAGGGAUUGCGGCAUUAUAUUCCAAUGAAAACUUUAAAUUUCAUAAAAAUGAAAGGAAUAUUAUUCUUGCUCUUCAUAUUAUGCGUUAAAGAACGGAUGAUGACGGUCAAUGCGAAAUGUCCAAAAAACAAUCAAUGUGGAAAAGGUCAAGCUUGUGUUCAAGCAGAGGCGUUCUCAGGAAUGAAUUGCAAACCAUAUACAGAAGAAGGAAGGAUGUGUUCAGUUGGAGAUGCUAAAGAUAAUGAUGGCAUAGUUUACCACUCUUAUCCUCCAUGUAAUCCUCAUCAAAAUCUUAAAUGUACCCAUAGAAAUGGCAGGACAGCCUGUUACCCUACGAAGAAAGGAUAAUGAUUAUCUCUUCACUACCAGAACAUCAUUAAUAAAAAUGCAUAAAAAAAUCACUGUUUUUUUUUUGUUUUUUGUUUCAUUUAUAAAAUGUAUAUUCAUUCUAAAAGCUUGUUUUAAAAAAAUAUUUUCUCGAGUUCGAUAAUUGCCAAGUCGAAAGUAGGCAAAUAGUAAACAAAGUUAAAUGCAUCAAACGUACAAUUUUAUUCUGCCUCAGGCCCACGAACCUGAUAUUACUCUGUGGUUGAUAAAAAAUAUUUAAUCCUUGGUUUCUCUUCAAGCUCGAUCAAAUAUUGAUCGAGCUUGAUAUUGAUCAAAUAUUGAUAUUGCUCGAUAAAAUUGAUGGGGUAGUAGUUUGGAAGCUAAAUAAAUUUCAUGAUUUAACUUCCACUUUUUUUCAUUCAUAAAAUGCAAAAUAAUUUUUUCAAUCUACUUUCUUUUAAUUUUCUUUAAAUUUAUCAUAAAAUAAUGCAUUGUUUGCAUAUCAAUUCUAUACGUUAAAUAGGCAUAAUCUCAAAAAUUGUACUUUUUAUGCUUGAAAUAUUUAUAAAUACCGUAAACUCUACAUUAUUAAGCCUAUUGACGCGAUUUUGGUUCCAUUUAGUUUGAAAUAUGCUUGAAAUAUUGAUGAAUCUUGCAAACUUUACAUUAUCUGUAGCUAAUCUACGCAAUUUUAAUCUAGUUCUGCGGAUCUCUAGUUCUAUGUUGGAUUGUGCUCUCUAGUUUUAUUCUCUAGUUCAAUGUUGGAAUGUUCUUGAAAUAUUAAUAAAUCCUGCAAACUCUA
This is a messenger RNA of Parasteatoda tepidariorum (common house spider), 1169 nucleotides long. RefSeq lists its product as uncharacterized. The record is from RefSeq and is a predicted model, not a curated record. NCBI's taxonomy places the organism in Eukaryota, Metazoa, Arthropoda, Arachnida, Araneae, Theridiidae.